AUCGCCAUCACGACACCGACAAGUCCUCGAAUCGUCCAUCUCGCUCGAAAUCGCCGUCCCGACGUUAUCACCUUUCUUCGGGUACCCAUAAUAGCUAGAGUCGCCCUGUCCCGAAAGCGCCGUUAAACAAGCUAUCCGCCUCCAAGCGAUACCGAAGCUUCAAACCGCCCAACAUGGUCAAGCCUGUAGUUUCCGCCAUGAAUGCUUGGACAUGCAUUGUCGUGUCCAUGUUCGCGAUUGUCAUUCUGUCCACGCUGGGAGCACUGUUUAGAGGAAGUAGCAACACGGUGAUGGGCGGAGAGGAGGACCCCAAGGACGGUGGCGCGGUUGCAGGCGCACUCUUUGGGGCCGUCUUCAUAUACAUUGGCUUCUUCGUUUUCUGCGGAUUGCAGGCCCUCCUUCACAUGCGCGAAAGCCGUCGUGGCGCGAUAAGCCUUUCAUGAUUUCGGGAUACCACGGAGCAUACGAUCGUAGGAUAAUGCGGCCUUUGAGAAAGAUCAGAGGAUCGCUAGACGCGAUGCAGGAAGGUCAGGUUGAUAAUCAGUGACGUACCUGUUGAAGAGAGAUGGAAGUAUUUGUAUCUUGUAACAUGGCAUACGGCGUUUGAUGGAUACAG
Messenger RNA from Bipolaris sorokiniana ND90Pr, 616 nucleotides. RefSeq lists its product as uncharacterized. The transcript has 4 exons. Bases 174 to 443 code for a protein of 89 amino acids. The record is from RefSeq and is a predicted model, not a curated record. Lineage: Eukaryota; Fungi; Ascomycota; Dothideomycetes; Pleosporales; Pleosporaceae.